AUGAAUCUUUUGACCUGAAUCUCUCACGUUAUCUUGUUGAUUCAAUUAUGCUGCUUCCAGGUUUCCAAGGAGGGUAAUUCACCAUUUACUUAUGUAAUUGUUGACAGCCAAACGAAAACUCGUACUUGUAUUCACUCCCCUGGGCAUCCACCCAUGACUCCAAAUGAGCUUUCCCGGUCAAGUUUAGCACGUGCUUUGGAUGGAGCAAGGAUUGUCUAUUUUGAUGGAAUGCUGUGUGAGUGUGACACUGCCUUAGUUAUUGCAGAAGAGGCAACUCGCAAGAACAUACCUAUUUUAGUUGAAGCAGAAGGGAUAAGGGACGGGUUAGAUGACCUUCUAAAAUUAGCUACUUAUGCCAUAUGCUCGGCAAAAUUUCCAAAGGCAUGGACGGAAGCACCAUCUAUUCCAAGUGCACUUGUAACCAUGCUUCUGAGAUUACCAAAUUUAAAAUUUGUGAUUGCAACAUUGGGUGAAGAUGGAUGUAUAAUGCUUGAGAGAAACAUAAAUGGGAGUCCUGAUUCUGAAGAGAUGGAUGUAGAAGUCUUAUUGGAGUUGCUGAAGCAGAGGAAGGAUGACAGUGCUGUCCUCCCGACCUGCAUUUCAUCGCCAGUGAUCCAAUUGACAGCAAAGGGGAUAGGGGAGGUCAGUGGCAGGUUAAUUGUGGGAACAGCUGAGAAGAUUCCUCCAUCGGAAAUUGUUGACACAACUGGUGCUGGGGAUGCAUUUGUUGGAGCAUCUCUUUAUGGUAUAUGCACUGGCAUGCCACCAGAGAAAAUGAUACCAUUUGCCUCUCAAGUGGUAAGUAGUAGUUACUGGAAUUAAAUGGCUUACCUUAAGUGUUUCUGCCCUUUUGUAAUGCUGUUUGCAGGCAGCUCUAGGCUGUAGAGCUUUGGGAGCCCGGACAGGUCUUCCACACCGGACAGAUCCACGCCUGGCAUCCUUUUUGUAAGGCUCCAGCAUAGCAUCCCCAUCACGGUAAAGGCAAAUUGGAAACUUAAGCCUCACAAGCAUAACACAGGUCCACAGAACCCUAAACAUCUCCAUAAUUAUGAGUUUUUUCUGUGGGCUUCCCCUUUUUUACAUAUUAACUUGUAAAGCUGCUUGUACAUAACUUAUAAUAAAAUUCCCAACCUAUCUUGUUCACUGUCGGAUUGGAUUCCCAUUUCGUACCCUGUUGUUUCAUUAGAAGUGCUUAUUCAAUUUGCAUUACUUGGCAUAAAUGGAUCUGGUCUUCAUUGAUGAAACAAUGUGAAAUGCCUCAGUUAUGAUUUCUUCUUUUUGUGUUUUUGUGUGACAACUGUUCUUUGCUGCUUCCAGAAUUGAAAGGGCUCAAACAUAAGACUUCCGACUCCUACCUGUUCUUUACUACUAGUCAUAACAUUACUGAUCUUGGUGACGACUGCGAUUACUGCCGAUGGAGGUACAGGAAUAUCCACGAUUUUUCAGUGAUUGAU
Molecule: messenger RNA, 1454 nt
Organism: Rubroshorea leprosula
Lineage: Eukaryota; Viridiplantae; Streptophyta; Magnoliopsida; Malvales; Dipterocarpaceae
Source: the annotation of a GenBank genome assembly